Messenger RNA from Mercurialis annua (annual mercury), 1748 nucleotides. RefSeq lists its product as uncharacterized. The record is from RefSeq and is a predicted model, not a curated record. NCBI's taxonomy places the organism in Eukaryota, Viridiplantae, Streptophyta, Magnoliopsida, Malpighiales, Euphorbiaceae. The transcript is spliced from 4 exons. The coding region runs from base 57 to 1589 and encodes 510 amino acids.
AAAAAUAAAAAAUCAAAGAACGCUCUCACAAAGAGAAACGAAUCAAAAAAAAAAAAAUGGUGAGAAACGAAGCGAAAGCAAAAUCGGCGAGGAGACCACUGAGGGAUUUACCAAACAAUAAAAACAGUCAGUCUAACACCACCACCAACAAUGGCGGAAAGUUCUCCAAAUCAAUUAGCGUUCCACAGAAAUCACUAACUGUUUCCACUAUGAAGCAGCAGCAGCAACAAAAACAGCCAAAACAAGAAGACGAAGAUUAUUUAGAUCGUCUCUUGCUUGCUCAAUCCGAUCUCUCAUCUCUUACUCGUCAGAUUGAUGAACUUGUUGCGCAAGCAUUUGAUUUGAAGUCCAUAAACCAACAAGGGAAGAGAGAAAUUGAGUCAUUUUGUCAAUUCUUGUCUGAUAUGCUUACAUCUUUAAAGCCAUGGGUUCCCAGAUUUCGAAAGGCACUCUCUAAUAAGAGCCAGUCUCCCGAGACUGAGAAUCGGUUUGGGGAGAAGUGUUUGACAAAUCAUAAUGCUGUUUCUGCUGUAAAUGAAGAUGAAAAAUUUGAGGUUCAAAGUCCUGAACAAACUGGGAGGAUUUCAAUGAUUUCUCCUUCUCCGCUUGUUUCUUGGAAAGCUGGCUGUGAUAUUGAUAGAGGCAGACAAUUCUUUUUGCUUACUCCUCUUCCUAUGUCGAAAACGUUCUCUUCUAAACGCACGGACUUGUCCAAAUCAGUGUUGGAAGGGACUUCGAGUCAUCCUGUUGUUGAAUUACAAUCAUUUCAAUCAUUGUCGGAGGAUAUAAAUGAUGAUUUGCUUCAAGGUGUAACUACAAAGCUAGUUCCAGUCAGGCCUUCUGAUUCGGUUGUGACUGAAGCCAAAAGCACUCCUGAUUCUCCUGCCUUUACCAUAAAAGAUCACUCUAUGCUUGUUAUGACUCCUUGCUUGAAGAUGUCCCCUCCAAGAUCGUGUGUUUUGCUUGAACCGUUUUCUGAUUCUACUCACGAAGGCAAAUCCAUGUUUCGGAAGGCUACUCCUUUCCCAAUUGGAUUGCUUUCAAAGAUAUCUGAAUCCUCUUCUGACAGUGAAUCGGAGGAUCUGGCUUUGAAGUAUCCAGAGCUUUUGGGGUUGCAACAGGCCUGCAAAUCCAAAGCAGGAAAGCAAGACUUAGAAGCAUCCCCUGAUUGGCUUUUUUCACCUCCUAAAACAUGUAUUCUGAUGGAGCCACCAGAUGGCAAAUCAUUGGCUGCUGCUGCUAUUGACUCCCACUUUCCAGUCCGUGCUCCUGACUUGAAUCAGCAAACAAACUCAAGCUCAUCAAAUGAGGACAAUCAUCAAGGUGCAGGACCGAUAGGUGCCAGGUUAAAAUCAGUUGAAAACACCCCAAUGUGGAAAGAACCUGAAAGCAUAAUGCAGACAGGGAAGCGUGCAGGCGAGAAUACUCUGAAAAAGGAGCUAUGGACGAGAUUUGAUGCAGCUACAAGUUACGGGGCUCGUCUAAAUGUCAAUGCAUUACAAAAAACUGCACGGAAAGGCUUUCUAGACAUGCUUGAUGAAGUUUCUUGUGAUGAGGAAGAACAUUGUGUGGAUGAUAAUUUGAGAUGACAAACAUUAACUCUUGUUGAUGUUUAGAGAAUUUUCAUUUGCAAAUUCUGCUGUAUGCUAUUGCCUUUAUGUCUUGUAUUACUUAUUCAGAUCAGCAUUUGUAUUCUGCAUUGUUCAUAAAUUCAUGUCCUGACUGGAAGUUUAUAUCUUGUUUCUCCA